AACACUUGUCACAGUGAGACUUCAGACUAUGUUUUAUUCUUAAUUUUAUUAUUAAAAUCAAUUUGUACUAAAUGUGACCUUUUUCUUUUUCCAGGUGAGGUUUUAGGAUUACUAGGACACAAUGGAGCUGGUAAAAGUACAUCCAUUAAAGUGAUAACUGGAGACACCAAACCAACUGCUGGACAGGUUCUACUGAAAGGCAGCAGCGAAGGGGACCCUCUGGGGUUCCUGGGAUACUGUCCUCAGGAGAAGGGGCUGUGGCCCCACUUGACAGUGAGACAGCACCUGGACGUGUUCGCUGCGGUGAAAGGGCUGAGGAAAGCAGAUGCCACCGUCACCAUCACACGGUUGGUGGAGGCACUCAAGCUGCAGGAGGAGCAGAAGCGCCCCGUGAAGGCCUUGUCAGAGGGAAGCAAGAGAAAGCUGUGCUUCGCGCUGAGCAUCCUGGGAAACCCAUCGGUGGUGCUGCUGGACGAGCCAUCCACGGGCAUGGACCCUGCGGGGCAGCAGCAGAUGUGGCAGGCGAUCAGGGCCAGCUUUAACAACACCGAGAGGGGCGCCCUCCUGACCACCCAUUACAUGGCCGAGGCAGAGGCCGUGUGUGACCGUGUGGCCAUCAUGGUGUCCGGGAGGCUGAGGUGGGUGUCUGCCCAAGCCCACACUUGACCACCAGCUGCAUGGCUGGCAGAGUUUGUCGGUGGGCAGAGAGGUCACUUUGAAAAACUGGGACCACCUG
Myotis davidii is the source of this 736-nucleotide messenger RNA. Its product is annotated as ATP-binding cassette sub-family A member 8-like. The annotation marks the transcript as partial. The transcript is spliced from 5 exons. Lineage: Eukaryota; Metazoa; Chordata; Mammalia; Chiroptera; Vespertilionidae. The record is from RefSeq and is a predicted model, not a curated record. Gene Ontology annotation, molecular function: lipid carrier activity; ATP hydrolysis activity; ABC-type transporter activity. Gene Ontology annotation, cellular component: intracellular membrane-bounded organelle; mitochondrial inner membrane. Gene Ontology annotation, biological process: lipid transport; transmembrane transport.